This is a messenger RNA of Stegodyphus dumicola, 4177 nucleotides long. Its product is annotated as XK-related protein 6-like. Gene Ontology annotation, biological process: phosphatidylserine exposure on apoptotic cell surface; engulfment of apoptotic cell; apoptotic process involved in development. Lineage: Eukaryota; Metazoa; Arthropoda; Arachnida; Araneae; Eresidae. The record is from RefSeq and is a predicted model, not a curated record. Gene Ontology annotation, cellular component: plasma membrane.
UAGUUUGUUUAACAAACUAAAAGAAGAAGUACUCUUUAAACUUUGAAAAUGACUGAUGAAAAUAUUUCCAACUUUUCUAAACACUGUGAUUCUUAAGGUAUAAUUUAUUGCAAGAUGAACAAUAGCGAUUCUCCUGAUCAUAUUGAAUAUAUUCGUACUGAAGUGGAAGGCAAAGGAUGGAUUAAUGAAGAAAUACAAGAACUUAAUUCUUCUCUGAAAAUCUGUUGUAUACCUUUACCAAGAAGGUUUUUUUUGUUUGUUAAAUAUAUUGCUCCUACACUCAUAUUACUUGUCAGUUUUGCUGCUGAUAUCUUUAGUGGAGUUGCUGUUUCAGUUAGGCAUUAUCGUGAUGGCCACAUUUGGUGGUUUAGCUUAACUGUUGUCUUUAUCUCUGCUCCAGCUGUUAUGUUUAUAGCUCAUGCAAUAUUGCAAACCAUCACUAAUCCAGAUAUUCAACUGUCUAAAAAAUUAUUAUGGAUUGUUCUUUAUAUCUGCACUGGAGGAGGCUUUCUGCUAUGGCCCUUGUGGAGUUAUGUGAAGAAGUUAGUUUAUGCAAUAAGGGCAUUUGCUGAUGAAGAAAAUAGUAUGAUACAUUUGGAAAAGUUCCAUAGCAUUGGAGCAAUAGGUGACAAUAUGCAUAAAAUGCUCAAAGCUUUUCUUCAGUCGGCACCUCAGUUAUUAUUACAACUGUAUAUCUUACUCUCUUUUCCUAAACAAGAUAGCCAUACAGUUAUUGCUGAAAUUGUGUCCAUCAUCUUUUCACUUAAUGCUUUGACUGUUGUCAUUGUUCAUUUUGAGGUCAACAGUAAGCAUCAUCCUAGCAGAACAGCAAGAUCAGAACAAAGUCCUGAAGUAAAUGAUUUAUGUUGUGUCAUAGUGGAAUAUUUAUGGUGGCUGUUUUCUAUUGCUUCACGAGUUCUUGCGCUUGCAUUUUUUGCUUCUGUUUUCAAAUAUUGGGUUUUUGUCAUAUGUGCCAUUCAUGCUGCCACUUUAUCAACUUGUCUGAUUUUUAACCAUCCUAGUUAUUCACUUAAUAAUUUUAUAAUAGCUAUAUUCAUGGGUUUUGUAUAUAUAUUUUGCUUUGUAGAAUAUAAAGUUGAUUUUGGAACACUGGGAAAAGUUAUUGGACUCUAUAUCUUAUAUUAUGCUUUUACAUUCAGCCAGAAUAUUUGUAUGAUAUUAUCAGCAUAUUUCUUAGCUGUAGGGGAUUAUUUUUACCAUCUUCCUAUUGUAAUAGUACAUUUUGUGUGUUUUUUCCUUGGAAUAGUGUUUAUGCUAUUUUAUUUGGGAAUGCUGCGACCAUUUUAUCUGUAUUUAAUUAAUAAAAGUAAGCUUCCAGUAGCAUAAUUAGGUUGUGUGUGAUAAUAUAUAGUGCCAAUUAAUGUUUUAUUGCAUGCCUGCCAUAUCAUUCUUUUAUUUAAUAUUCACAGUUUUAUUUGCUCAUUCCUGGUCAUUCCAUUUUAGUGUAUGCUGCACUGUAUGUUGAUUUUUAGAAAUGUUAAUUUUUAGUUUAUAUUGUGUGUAUUUGAUUUCUGUGUGUUUCUUCUGUCCACUUAAGGCAUCAGUUUUUUUAAUUAUUUUUUUGGCAUAAAUUUAUGUUCUUUUUUUUUUCUUCUUGUUGUAAAAUGUUAUUCUGUUGUUGAUUUUUAGUAGAAUGUAAAUUUCAUCCCCCCUUUUUUUGUGUGUGUAAAGUAUUAUUAUUAUUUGUAAAAUAAGCCAAAACAUUGGGAAAACUCUCCCGUCUUGUCUGAUAUACCUAUACUAAGGUAGUAAAUGAAAUGAGGGAUACUUGAUCACAGUAAAUUUUAUGAUAAAUCAAUCUUUCUGUUAUGCAUAAUGUAAAUUUUGAAUUUUUUGUAUUUUUAUUGUUCACAGAAAAUUGGAAAUGAAGGUGUUAUCAAAAUAAAAAAAAGUAUAUAGGUAUUUUUUCAUGGCUCUGUAAGGAAGUGUACUCCGUUAAUGAUUUUCCUGAGAAAAUUUAUUGCAUAAACAUUUUAAACAUAAGGAGCGUGAUGAAAAACCACAUUUCAUGAAGCCACUAGCAAUUUAAUUUGCAGUAAUUUCAUUCAGUAAUUUUAUCACUUGGCCACCUAGUAGACAUUUUAAUUUCAGAAAGCCCUGUGGUGCAUUUAGUGGAUGUGCUUUUCAAUUAUUAAUGUUGGCAAACUUUGUCUAGAAUCUUGUUAGCAACUCAGUGAGACUAUUGAACACUGGGAAUUUUUAGUCUGGUUUUUGUCUGGUAAAUGUUAUUGGCUGCUUGAUUUCUUUUGUGGCUUCCUAUAUGUGCAAAAUGAAUAUAAGACAGUCUUUCUGAGAAAAUCUUCUUUGAAGUCAUUCUACACAGCAAAAAGCUCUUGAAUACUUCUUUUCUAUAGUGAAAUAUCUAUUUGCCUUUGCACAGUUUUUGAUUCUUAGGAGUAUUUGUAAUCUUGUAUGUCUAUCUACUUCAGGCUAAAAAUUUCUUAAUAAACAAUGACUGUUCCAGCAUCAGAAUAUAAUUAACUAAAUUUAGUCAAUUAUAUAUAUAAUUAAACUGUACUUUCAUUCAGUUUUCAUGGUUUCUACAACUGAAGCUGUUAACAUUCUUGGAAUUUGUUUACUUCCUACAAUGAGAAAAAAAAGGAAAAUGUAAAUUUUUUAUACCUUGGCUCAUUUCUGUUAUCUGUCGUAAUGAUGUCUUUAUCUGUCGUAAUUGAAACUUUUUUUUAAUAAUUGGAAGAAUCAUGAAAGCAGAUGAUGAAUAAGAAAGUAUAAUUUACUGUUUCAAUGGUUAUUUCAUAAAAUUUUAAAUAUCAGUAAAUUGAAAUGGAAUGAACACAGUAUCGAAUAUUUUCCAACCAUUUUUUUGCCAUAAGUUAUUUUAGCAAGUGAAAAGAGGGGAGGGAAAUUAUACAGUCAGAUUCAUUUUUAAUAAAAUCUUAAUGAAAAUAUCAAAAAUCAUCAUAAAUAUCUGUUAUAAUUUCUAAGACCUUUUGUUUUUUAACUGCCCAGUAACUGAACAACCUUUCUUUUUUGCUUUGAUUUCAAACUAAAACUAAACAUAAGUAACAGUAUUUUUGUUCAUUCCAUUUUUAAAAUCUUGGCACUCUCAUGCUACUAUAUCAACUGAUGAAAUAUGUAGAGUUUCAGUUAUCUUGCGUAUCAUAUAAUACACAAGAUAAUAAUUAGUGCCAAAAGCAAACAAGCUGUUAUAUGACAAAAUACAUCCAAUAUAGUCUUCCCUUGGUAAUCCUUACUGCAACCCCAAAUAUGGAGAUGGGAUUCUAACUGAUCUUCCAUUACUUAUGGAGUACUUUGUUGGAAAAUAUAAUUUUCAUUGCUUUGUAAUUCCUUGAAGCUGUGCAUAUUAUAAUGUAGCACAAUGCAGUUUUUUUUUUUUUUUUUUUUUUUUUUUUUUUUUCUCUCUCUCUUGGAGAUUAAGUUAAGAUAUCAGUAUCCCUUUCUUUCAUACCCAUGGAAGAAAAGAAAAAUCACUGUAAAUAUAUUAAAGCUACUUAUGAUACACUUUAUUUCUUUAUUAAAUGUUAAGUAAUGCCUUACUGUACAUUAUUUAUUAAUCAAACUGUAUUACAAGUAUGUAUGUUACAUGGUAAUAUGAGAUGCAUUAUUUGAUAUUACCCUUCAUACAGAACAAGGAGUGUGUUACUUGCAGUUACAGAAACUUUAUUGUACUGAGGUUUUAAAAUAUUGAUUAAAUUUAAAUAGCAUUUUUAAUUAUGCCCAUGUCUCUACUAUCCAUCUAUACAUUAUUGCUAUGUUUCUACAACUUCUUUUUAUCAUUAUGUAUAAUUUUACUAGUACUUGUUAGCUCAAAAGGGGAUAUUAGUCUGGAAAUGGGAUUUGGAGCAUAUCGCUAUAAAUGUCAAUUCACUUCAUAUGGCUCAUUCACUUUUCACAUUGUUGCCAACAAAUUGUAUCGCCCUGUAUUAUUUUUAAAGAAAUUAAUUAUCAAAAGAAUCUACACUUAUGCAUGUAUGUUCCUCGUAUUGUGAAACAACAGUACCUAGAGCUAUCAAAUUUUCAAUAAUGAUAUCCUUUACCUAAACAUAUACAUCUGGAAAUCUGAAUUUUGAAUUUGUUUUAUUAUUCAUUUCAAAUUUUGUAAAACUUUAAUAAAUUUUUUAUUAACAAACUCAAUGAUUUGAAAUCGAGCAGUGGCAAAACUGUUUGAAAUAAA